This is a messenger RNA of Alternaria alternata, 1935 nucleotides long. RefSeq names its product guanine-N(7)-methyltransferase. NCBI's taxonomy places the organism in Eukaryota, Fungi, Ascomycota, Dothideomycetes, Pleosporales, Pleosporaceae. The transcript has a single exon. Gene Ontology annotation, molecular function: mRNA 5'-cap (guanine-N7-)-methyltransferase activity. Gene Ontology annotation, biological process: 7-methylguanosine mRNA capping. Gene Ontology annotation, cellular component: nucleus. Bases 265 to 1653 code for a protein of 462 amino acids. The record is from RefSeq and is a predicted model, not a curated record.
CUGUCCGCCGCUCGACUUCCGACGUAAAGCUCGCGCACGGCCCUUGGGCGGUCGACCAGCGGAAACUAGAACCACUGAAGCUACGCAGAGUCGCUCAUUUCACCUUCUCACUCUCUUUCCACAUCAUACGAGGUUUCAAGAUUCGAUCUUGACACAAAAUCGAUUCCUGCACGCCCAUCGCAUUACUACAAAGACUACCGACGUGCAUCAAACGCGUCUCACUUCGAGGCUGGCCUUCAGACGCGUACUACAAUAGUUUCCAGCAUGGCGAGCAACGACCAAGGCAGAAAGCGCGCGCGCUCACCCUCGAGAUCGCCGUCACGAUCACCACCCCGCCAGCGAAAGCGCCCUGGGGCGGGUGCCCGAGUAUCAGCCGCGGACCGCGAAGCCGCCCGAAAGCGUGCGCAAGCGAGAGAAGAAGAAGCGGCUAGGAGGGCACAGCAGGAGGCCGCACAGAGAGGUGUCCACGACGUCGUCAAACAACAUUACAACUCGGUCCCGGAGCGAGGUCGUGAAUGGCGCAACACAGACAGCAAGAUCAAGGGACUGCGCAGCUUCAACAACUGGGUCAAGUCGUCCAUCAUCCAGAAGUUCAUUGGCGACGAGCGGAAUCUCAAGAUCCUUGAUGUCGGGUGUGGAAAGGGUGGUGAUCUGGGCAAGUGGGAGAAGUCGAGGAAGGUAGAGCUGUAUGUUGGAUGCGAUCCCGCAGACGUUUCGAUCAAACAGGCCAAAGACAGAUUUGCCCAGAUGCAGAAGAAGAACCGGCGACUGUUUCAUGGCGAGUUCUAUGCCAAAGACUGCUUCGGGGAGUGGUUGGGCGACAUACCCAUCAUCAAGGAAGUCGGCAUUGAUCCGGGAGCUGGCCAGGGUAACGCCAUGAGCCAGCGUUGGGGCGGUGGUGGCUGGGACAUGGUCACAAUGAUGUUCUGCAUGCACUACGCUUUCGAGAGCGAGGCCAAAGCAAGAGGCAUGCUACGAAAUGUCGCAGGCGCAUUGAAGAAGGGAGGACGGUUCAUUGGCUGCAUACCCAACUCGGACGUGCUGUCGCAGAAGGUCAUCGAGCAUCACAAGGCCAAGGGCACAGCACCACCUGAUGUAGAUGGUGCCGAUGACGACGAUGACCGUCCGGCCUUUGCAAGCGACGACGACGACGACUGGGAUCCUGAGAAGAGUCUUGACAGCCCCAAGCCCGCUGAUACGGAGCACACGAACGACGACAAGUCUGGAGAGUCGAAGAAUAAGGAGAAGGAGAAGGAGAAGGAGGAACAAGAAGACGGCGAGGUUGAAGAUGAGGGCUUCAACUUUGGCAACAGUAUCUACAGCGUCAAGUUCCCCGGCAAGACACCUCCUGAUGGCGUGUUCCGUCCUCCGUAUGGCUGGAAGUACUCAUACUGGCUCACUGAAGCUGUAGAGGCGCCCGAGUACGUAGUUCCCUGGGAAGCUUUCCGAGCACUAGCAGAGGACUUUAAUCUCGAGCUUCAGUACCGCAAGCCUUUCAGGGAGGUCUGGGAAGAGCAAAAGGAUGACCCUAUUCUGGGUCCCCUAAGUGAGGUCAUGAAGGUCAGGGAUCGCAACACUGGUCGACUACUGACUUCGGAAGAGGAGUUGGAGGCAGCAGACUUUUACCAUGCAUUCUGCUUCUACAAGGUUUAAUCGGGCAGCAUCAUCGGCGUUUGGGAUCUGGCAGAUAUGCCUAGGGUAUCAAGGUGGAAAAGUCGUUUUCAACAUGUAAAAUAUUUGGUACUCUACUAGUCAGUCGUGACGAGUCGCGACAACAAUGGAACAUGUGCAAGAGGCCUCUCCCUGCAAUAGCUGAAGACAUGAUGCAUUGCGACAGCCAUAACUCCACGCCAAGUGCCAGCCAUGCUUUAUAUUCACAUGCUACCAGACGCAUGUGCAGACGGGAAGAAUUACCAAGCCCAGUCACGUUGCUCG